This is a messenger RNA of Erythranthe guttata (spotted monkey flower), 1015 nucleotides long. Lineage: Eukaryota; Viridiplantae; Streptophyta; Magnoliopsida; Lamiales; Phrymaceae. The record is from RefSeq and is a predicted model, not a curated record.
CUAAAUUCAAUCACAUGGCAGAUUUACUGGUGGCGUCGCUUAUACACAGAAUUCUGAAAUUACGAGGGGUACCCGAGAAAUUACGCACAUACUCGACAAUGGUAUGGCUUUUCAACCCAUUCACCAUCACAAUCGGAACACGUGGCAAUCCUAAUAGUAUUUCUACUGGAGUUGCAGAACAUAAAAAAAAAUCAUGGGACCCGAUCAAUAGUAAAAUCAGUCGUUCGCAAUACAUUUGGAAUUUCUUCAUAAAAUUGUUGUCUCGGAGAAGAGCAGUAUUUGCUACCGUAGCGGGGUCCACUUUCCUCGUAUUUACAGGACUGUGUUUCUUUUUAUACGGAUGGGAAUUCUUGCACGAGGCUUUGCUGUACCACCUCACGCGCACGGACCCACGUCACAAUUUUUCAAUAUACUUCUACCACAUUUAUCUCCACUACGAACGCGAGUUUUCCAUCCUCGAAAAGCUCGUCUCCUUUUUGCCUCAGUUUACCGUCCAGCUAGUGCUGAUUUAUCGUUUCGCCCUCGACUUGCCGUUCUGUCUCUUUCUUCAGACACUUGCGUUUGUGGCCUUCAACAAGGUGAUAACGGCACAGUAUUUCGUGUGGUUCUUUUGUUUAUUGCCUCUAAUAUUACCGUGGAGCAAAAUGGAGCUCAAAUGGAAAGGUUUAGGUUGUAUUUCGUUGUGGAUCGGAGCUCAAACGCAUUGGUUGUUGUGGGGUUAUUUACUCGAGUUUCGAGGCAAGAACGUAUUCUUUCAACUAUGGAUGGCGAGUUUAUUUUUCUUGGCUGCUAAUGCUUUUGUUAUUAUUAAUGUUAUUCGGAGCCAUUUAUAUUGUCCUCUAUUCAAAAAGUCGCAAUCUAACUCAGGUGAUGGUUUGAAAGCCGAGUAGCGAUAUCUGUCGAACUCGUUUUUUUCAUCGCUUUGUUGAUAUUUAAUGGCGGGAAAUUUUUGAGGAUGUUUUGUGGAUGGUUUCCUUAAUUUUAUUUCUGAAUGUAUAUAUACAAAGUCUUAUUA